AUGCUUACCAUCAACAAGCCAGUGCAGUACGGCUACAGAUCCGUCCAUGAUCUACCUACCCCGCCGAGCACCUCCCGACCUUCUCCCCCGUUAGUAUUUCAGGAUUUUGUGCAACAACAGAAAGCGACGCUCGCCAUCUUCCGAAGCAGCAGCCCGCCCGGUCAGUCCAUGUCUGCGCCUCACCGUGGCUUGCCUCCGCCGGCGGCCCUGACUCCGGUUCAGCCGCCUUCUGGAUCCGGGCCUUCCCAAGCUCCUCCUCUACCACCACCUCCCCAAAGCCAGUCUCUGGGUCAGUUCCCGGCCGCUCCCUCAUGGCAGCACGUGUCAGAGGAGUCAAUGCGAGCUUGGCUGCUCGCCAAGGCCGAGGAGGAGAAGAGAAGGCAAGAGGAAGAGAAAACGCGACAGGAGAGCUACCGCCUCGAGCAGAGGAGGAUGGAGCACGAUAUCCUGCGGACAUCUUUGCAGGGCGGGAUUCCGCCACCCAUGGUUCCCGUCGUGUUUGCGGGGAUGAGCGGGGGAGUCAUUUCUCAAGCUGCCUUGGAAUGGGCGCAGCAAUACGUGCUCUCGCAGUCUCAGCAGCAGCAACACCCGCCAGCACUGAUGCCACCCGGGCCGAUCUCCCCAGAACACCAGAGGCGAGACUCGCAAGCCCAGACAUACGCCCAGUAUCCCACCUCGGGAGGGGUUCCUUCGACGCCGGGUUCGGGACAAGGACCUCCAAGCGCGUACAUGCCUGGCUACCCGGGGUCCCCAACCAGGCCUCGGGGACAGAGCAUGCCUGGACCGAUGGGAGGGCGAUCUCACGGCGGGGUAUCAAAUCUCCCGAGCUUAAACACCAACGUCCCGGGAGGACCGGGAGGGCCAGGAGCAACCCCGUCGGCUUCCCACCCGGGAAUUGUCCAGUCUCAGUCGCAACCGGAGUCGCAACCGUCGCCGUCAAUCUACUUCCAUCACUGGCAGCCGCCGGCAAGCCAGGGAGGAGGAGGGGGAGGAGCACGGAGCGGGACCGACCAGCCUGGCACGCCCUCAGUAGGUGAGUCGCCACGGAAGCGGAAAGCCCCUGGACCGCAGCCACCGGUGCCGCCGCCGGGCGCAUCACAGCGACUCCGGUCGCCACCAUUUUCGCACAGCGUGGGUCUGUCAAACCCCCCACCGGGACGCAGGAGGGGCCACUCGCGGCAGCGAAGUGACCUGGGAUCAUACCGCGCUGGUGGGAGGGGGCGUGGGGAGAGUGGCAGCGGCAGCUUUGGGGCGCCGCGAGAGGCGUCGCCUAUGCACAGGGAUGGCGGCGAGUCAUUUUCCUUUUUGCAUCACCAGCAGCAGCAGCAUCCGCAGCAUCAGCAACAGCAUCCGCAACAGCAUCAGCAUCAGCACCAGCACCAGCAGGCACAGGGACAAGGACCACAGCCGCAACAAGCGCGAGCACGGGCGGGCGCCCACUCGGUUUCGUCGCUCCUGUCCGACGCUCCGCAGUCGCCGCGGGCGACAGCACAAUUCGCAGCUCUAGCUGGGCCACCGGGCAUGAGGGGCCAACACGGUGGUGAAGGCGACGGCAGGAAUUCCCCACGGUCGUUGGAAGAAAAAGCGCGCGGUGGAGUGCUAGGAUCGACAGCCACGCAGCCAGGAGAUAACGACUGA
Lasiosphaeria miniovina is the source of this 1638-nucleotide messenger RNA. RefSeq lists its product as uncharacterized. The coding region runs from base 1 to 1638 and encodes 545 amino acids. The transcript is spliced from 2 exons. Lineage: Eukaryota; Fungi; Ascomycota; Sordariomycetes; Sordariales; Lasiosphaeriaceae. The record is from RefSeq and is a predicted model, not a curated record.